Molecule: messenger RNA, 1098 nt
Organism: Vigna unguiculata (cowpea)
Lineage: Eukaryota; Viridiplantae; Streptophyta; Magnoliopsida; Fabales; Fabaceae
Product: putative F-box/LRR-repeat protein At4g15060
Molecular function (GO): protein binding
Source: RefSeq, a predicted model, not a curated record
AUGGUAGAUUUGAAGACAAAAACCAACAAGAACCAGAAAACUGGAAGAGAGAAAGAAGAUGAGAGGGACAUGCUCAGUGAGUUGCCUGACGAUGUUCUUCUCCACAUUAUGCAUUUCAUGAACACAAAAACCGCAGUUGGAACCUCUCUCUUAUCGAAACGAUGGAACAACGUUUGGAAAUGUCUCACCACUCUCUGUUUCAGUCUCAGCGACUUCAAAACCCUCGCCAGCUACGACCAAUUUGUGAACCACAUUGUCUCCCAGAGAGACACUUCCAUUGGUUUGCAUCGUCUUGAUUUCGAAGCAUGCGACAUAAAAGAAGAGCUUCUCCACCUUGUCCCUCCUCUUCUGCAUGAUGUGCCACAUUUGAGUAUCCAUCUCCAUACCCGUUCUCUAAACAUGUUUAAUUAUUCAAUACCUUUCCUCUUUUUCUCACACUCUCUCACAUCUCUCACUCUUUCAAUCGAUCGGAGUCGUCGAAUCUUUAUUCUUCCACAACCUAUACAACUACCGGCGCUCAGAACCUUGAAUCUCACCAAUGUCGGUUUCGUCGUGAUGGACAGUGAUGAGUGCGUUGAACCCUUUUCUUCGUGUUUGGUCUUGGACAGUUUGGUCCUUGAGUGGUGUUAUCUGACAAACCCUUGGAAAGUCCUCAGCAUAUCAAAUCCCAACCUUUCUCGUUGCACCAUGAAAAGGUACUCCUUCAGGCUUCUACUUUCUACUCCAAAUCUCACCUAUCUCGCUAUCGGAAAAUCAAUGUUCCCUUGUGAGGUCUCUUCCACGUGUGAUCUUGCACUUCUUCAAGAAGCCGACAUUGACAUCACUUGUGAUUCUCAUGCAAUCGUUCUAAGGUUGCUGAAAAUGUUGUCCUAUGUAAAGAUAUUGACACUCUCUGAGCCUGUCCUUAAAACAAUACUACUUGGGGUGCUAGAAGAUGAAAGUUUUCAACAUCCAAGUAUUCAAACUCCACGAAUUCUACCUCCGCGCUUUGUUAGAUUGCAGACAUUGAAGGGGGAAAACAUUCAACAGACAGUAGUUUUGAUGAAGUACUUACUUCAAAACUCUCAACUCACCGAAGUUGAGGUCAUAAAUUUUUGA